This is a messenger RNA of Haliotis rufescens (red abalone), 534 nucleotides long. Its product is annotated as nuclear apoptosis-inducing factor 1-like. The coding region runs from base 48 to 422 and encodes 124 amino acids. The record is from RefSeq and is a predicted model, not a curated record. The transcript has 4 exons. Gene Ontology annotation, cellular component: nucleus. Lineage: Eukaryota; Metazoa; Mollusca; Gastropoda; Lepetellida; Haliotidae.
CGCUGUGAGGAGCUUGGUGCUCUGAGCAGACGACGAAGCGCAGUAAAAUGGAGGACAUUUGCGACAAGAAAUCGAGAAAGAGAAACUUUUCGGCGACAGAAGUCGAAAUUCUUACUGAAGAAGUUGGCAGCAAUUCCGAUGCGCUGUUUUCAUCUUUUUCUUCUUGCAUCACCAACAAUCGAAAGAAGAAAAUAUGGGAGGAUAUUCUGACAAAGAUCAACGCCAAUAACACGGAGGUAAGGACUGUGCCUCAGCUGAAAAAGAAAUGGCAGGACCUCAGGGCUGCAGCCAAGAAGAAGGAGGUGACAAGGAGGAAGGAGAGUGUGAGAACUGGUGGAGGUGGCCCUCCUACGCAACUCACUACUGUUGAACAGAAGAUUGUGAGUUUGAUUCCUCCUUGUCAGAUUGAAGGAAUUGCUUGAGGAUUUGAUUCAGGGGUUGAUGGGUGUUUUCUGUACGAUGCUUUGGAGGCUGAUCCUGAUGUGAGCACAGCAGCAAUGGCUACAUCUUCAUUGCCCCAUGACUUUAAUGGUA